CACAAUCAGUGUGUUUCUUGCUUUUAUAGAGAGAGGUCGCUCCGAUCAAGUUCGUUAACACCAUAACAUCGUGAUCAAGAAAUUAGAAAUGGCUUCAGUUAGAGAGUUUUACAAAGAGAAGAAUGUACUGCUCACUGGUGGUACGGGAUUUAUGGGGAAAGUUCUCAUUGAGAAGCUUUUAUAUUCCAUACCUGAUAUCGGCAAUAUCUACGUUCUGAUGAGACCGAAACGUGGAAAGUCUGUUAAACAACGUUUGGAGGAGAUGUUAAGAUUACAAUUAUUCGACAGAAUCAGAAAUGAACGACCAGGUGAUCUUAAAAAGGUUAAACCCUUACAAGGCGAUGUUCUGUUCGAUAACUUUGGAUUAUCGGACUCUGAUAUUGAUAACUUGUCAAAGGAGAUAUCUAUACUGUUCCAUUUCGCGGCAACAUUAAAACUUGAAGCACCUCUGAAGGACAAUGUAGACAUGAAUACGUGCGGAACUCUACGGACCGUGAACAUUGCUAAAAGACUAAAAAAUCUAUUAGCCUUCAUACAUCUUUCAACUGCAUUUUGCUAUCCGGAUUACGAAAUUUUAGAUGAAAAGAUGCAUGCCCCGCCGGUGAAGCCCGAGGAUGUUAUGAGAUUGAUCCAAUGGAUGGAUGACAAACAGCUGGCCCUAAUCACACCAUCGUUGUUGGGCCCCCAUCCCAAUUGUUACACUUUCUCCAAGCGACUUGCUGAGAACAUUAUUGAGCAAGCCUUCGAUGACCUUCCAGCUACCAUAGUGCGGCCGAGUAUAGUGUGCCCGGCCUAUUUAGAGCCGUUACCUGGAUGGGUGGACAGUCUUAAUGGUCCAGUGGGCUUGAUGCUGGGUGCCGGCAAGGGAGUCAUCCGGAGCAUGCUAUGCGAUGGCAGUCUAACUGCACAAGUCAUACCAGUUGAUACUGCUAUCAAUGCUAUCAUCGCCAUUGGAAUGUUAGAAGGAACAAGAACUGAGAAACCUCUAGUUAUUCCUAUUUACAACGCAAAUAUAGGACAUCAAAAACCUACCACGUGGGGCGAAGUUUUACAGAUCGGUAAGGACUAUGGUCGGAAAUAUCCGCUGGCUUGGCCGCUUUGGUAUCCCAACGGAGAUAUCACAACCAACGAAACAUUGCAUUUCUUCCGUCGUAUAUUCUACCAUUUGGUACCAGCAUACACUAUCGAUUUUCUACUGAUGCUACUUGGUCAAAAAGGCUUCAUGGUAAGGAUACAGAAUCGUAUCAGCCAGGGACUUGAAGUUCUGCAAUACUUUACUAUGAGGCCGUGGGUGUUUCCUUGCCCGAACUUUGAUAACAUACAAACAAAAUUGGAAGGCGAAGAACGCAGGAUCUUCAACAUAGAUCUUACUGCGGUGGAUCGUGUCAAGUACCUCGAAGACUGCAUAGAAGGUGGUCGAAUCUUUUGCUUCAGGGAAGAUCCAACUAAAAUCCCGUACAAUAGAUCUUAUCAUAAUUUCCUUUACGUGCUCGAUUGGAUUGUGAAGAUAUUAUUCGGGCUGUUAAUUCUAUCAUUUUUAGCUUCGUGGUUUGAGCCUGUUAAGGACUUGUUUUCGAUCGGUGAACCAGUUAUAAAGCACCUACCAUUUUUAGGUCCGGCUGUCUUCGAUAAAAGAAUGUAAAACGGGUUAUCAAAAAAUGAUAUCUUAAAAACAUAUUAUGCAAACAAAGUCAGUGAGAUAAGUCAGUCAAAACAAUCAAUAGAUAAUUCACAGUAACUGGCCGCUUAUGUUUAUAAUUAUUUACUUGUUUAAAGUUUCAAUUUAUGUUAUGGUUAUUUGCCCAAUUAAAUGCAUUUUAUAUAGAGAAAAACAUUUGAUAACUGUUGUUAGGGUUCCGUACCUCAUAGGAAAAAAACGGAACCCUUAUAUUAUCACUUAAUUGUCCGCCCGUCCGUCUGUCAAGACCCCUAUUCUCAAAAACGCGUGAAAGUAUCAAGCUGGAAUUUAUUUUUAAUAUACUUUUAACAAGAUCAGUCAUCGCCCAUUAUUCGAAAUUCGACUAUACACGCUUUAUUUAAGGUCGAACUAUCAUAUUUUUUUUAAUUGAAAUAAAACGAAAUUAUGCACUUCUCCAAAUUCUCGGGGAAAAAGGACAACGGCACGGCUCGCCAUAUUCCGUCUCCCGAGGUUCGUACAGCCACGCUAAAUGGAAGUCUGUGGUAUGUUUCUGGGUUAAAAUCGUGUUCUCCAUUAAAAAGAAAACAACUCACACAAAGUA
Messenger RNA from Papilio xuthus (Asian swallowtail), 2240 nucleotides. Its product is annotated as fatty acyl-CoA reductase 1. The coding region runs from base 89 to 1642 and encodes 517 amino acids. The transcript is spliced from 8 exons. Gene Ontology annotation, molecular function: alcohol-forming very long-chain fatty acyl-CoA reductase (NADP+) activity. Gene Ontology annotation, cellular component: peroxisome. NCBI's taxonomy places the organism in Eukaryota, Metazoa, Arthropoda, Insecta, Lepidoptera, Papilionidae. Gene Ontology annotation, biological process: long-chain fatty-acyl-CoA metabolic process. The record is from RefSeq and is a predicted model, not a curated record.